Molecule: messenger RNA, 2922 nt
Organism: Gambusia affinis (western mosquitofish)
Lineage: Eukaryota; Metazoa; Chordata; Actinopteri; Cyprinodontiformes; Poeciliidae
Product: UDP-glucuronosyltransferase 2A2-like
Exons: 7
Coding region: 372-2588 (738 amino acids)
Molecular function (GO): UDP-glycosyltransferase activity
Source: RefSeq, a predicted model, not a curated record
CAGUACUACUAAUGAAGAAAGGGGUCCAUGAGGAAGCAGUGCUCAAGCAAGUUCUUAGCUAAAGUGAAGUAGAGUGAGAGUAGAGAGAGAGAAAGGGCAGAGGUGUUGCGCAACAACAACACACUGCAAAACAUUUGUGCUUGGAGCGGCCAAAAGGUUAGAAAUGGCACUGGGUGUGUCUACAUAAAGACAUAAAGUUAUCUUUGCAGUCGUUACCUUUUGCCUUAAUAAAAGCUUUCCAGGGGUGAACUCUUAUCAUGCAUUAUUCUGUACAACGAGCAGAAAGUCAAAGUUCAUUUAGUUAAUGAGUAUCUUUAAAGUAAAGCUGUUAAAAAGACCACAGCUGGUUUACCUACAGACACACAGCCACCAUGGAGCUGCGUCUCUCUGUCUGCGUCCUGCUGCUACUUUGUGGUGCAGAAAACUCAAAUGGAGGGAAGAUUUUGGUGUGGUACACUGAAGCCAGCCACUGGAUCAACAUGAAAUUGGUACUGGAAACACUGGUGGACAGAGGACACCAGGUGACGGUCCUGGUCCCGAGUGCGUCGAUGUUCAUGAACAGCAGCGAACCGUCUCGCUUCCAGUACGAACCUUUUGACGUCGACGUCUCAGUAAAAGAUAUAGAAAAGGCUUUUGAUGAUCUUCUUCACUUCUCCAUUUAUGAGAUGGAUUUUAUGAACCCCAUUCAGAUUUACAUUAAAUUUACAGAUUUAUUAAAGAACAACAUGAACAUUUCUUUAAAGUUUUUGGAUGGCGUUGUGAAAUCAGAACCCAUCAUGAAGAAGCUGAAGGAGGGAAACUACGACCUGCUAUUUGCUGAUCCGAUCUACCCUGGCUAUGACCUGACUGCAGAAAUUCUGGGAAUUCCUUUUGUUCUUUCUUUGCGUUUUUCCUUGGCUCACCACUGGGAGAGGAUGUGUGGUCAGCUUCCUGCUCCACCGUCCUUCGUCCCGGCUGCUAUGAGUAAACUCACAGACAAGAUGGAUUUCUCAGAGAGAUUGUUCAACGUUCUCUUCUAUGCUCUGCAAGACAUCGUAAUAAACCAGUUCAUGAUGAAAGAUAUUGACAAAUAUUAUUCUGAAGUCACAGGUAACCACUGGAUCAAUAUGAAGCCGGUACUGGAAACACUGGUGGACAGAGGACACCAGGUGACGGUCCUGAUCCCGAGUGCGUCGAUGUUCAUGAACAGUAGCGAACCGUCUCGCUUCCAGUACGAACCUUUUAACAUCUCUGUCUCCCUGAAGGAUGUGGAAAAGUUUGUUCAGGAGUUUCUUCACUUCGGCAUUUACGAGAUGGAUUUUAUGGGCUAUUUUCAGAUUUACAUUAGAUUUAUAGAACUGAUAAAGAACAACAUCAAUGUUUCUUUCAGUAUGUUGGAUGGAGUUGUAAAAUCAGAAACAAUCAUGAAGAAGCUGAAGGAGGGAAACUACGAUGUGCUUUUUUCUGAUCCCGUCUAUCCUGGCAGCGAUCUGACUGCGGACAUUUUGGACAUUCCUCUCGUCUACUCUUUGCGGUUUUCCAUGGCUCAUAAUUGGGAAAGAAUGUGUGGUCAGCUUCCUGCUCCACCGUCCUUCGUCCCGGCUGCUAUGAGCAAACUCACAGACAAGAUGGAUUUCUCAGAGAGACUGUGGAACGUCCUCUUCUACGCUCUGCAGGACGUCGUAAUGAACCAGUUUAUUUGGAAAGAAGUUGACAAAUAUUACUCUGAAGUCAGAGGAACACCCACCAGUGCCUGUGAGUUGAUGGGUAAGGCUGAUAUCUGGCUGCUGAGAACCUACUGGGAUUUUGAUUUUCCUCGUCCACUCCUCCCCAACUUCAAAUUCAUUGGAGGGAUCCACUGCAAACCAGCUAAACCUUUACCAGAGGAAAUGGAAAAGUUUGUCCAGAGCUCUGGAGAUGCUGGUAUCGUUGUUUUCUCUUUAGGAUCGAUGGUCAAGAACCUGACCACAGAGAAAGCGAACAUGAUCGCAUCGGCCCUCGCUCAGAUCCCACAAAAGGUGCUCUGGAGAUACAGCGGAGAAAAACCUCAAACUCUGGGUUCCAAUACAAGAGUUUAUGACUGGAUUCCCCAGAAUGACCUGCUGGGUCAUCCUAAAACCAAGGCUUUCAUCACUCACGGUGGAACAAACGGGAUCUAUGAGGCCAUCUACCACGGCGUUCCCAUGGUGGGAAUCCCCAUGUUUGGUGACCAGCCAGACAACAUGGUGCAUAUGGAGGCUAAAGGAGCUGCAGUUACUGUUAAACUGAACUUUAUGACUAUUGAGAGCCUGAGAGACGCUGUCAACACCAUCAUCAAUGACAAAUCAUACAAAGAAAACGUGAUGCGACUGUCUAGAAUCCACCAUGACAGACCCAUUAGUCCUCGAGACGAGGCCGUCUUCUGGAUCGAGUUCACCAUGAGGAACAAAGGAGCCAAACACCUGAGGGUCCAGGCCCACGAACUCACCUGGUACCAGUACCACAGCCUGGACGUCCUAGCCUUCCUCCUUAUUAUUGGUCUGCUCCUCAUCUUCAUCCUCUUCAAGAGCUGCAGCUUCUGUUUCAAGAGAUGCUGCAGCAGAAAACAGACAAAGAGAAAAGCUGAAUGAAAAUAUUGAAGUGAGAGUUGUGUUUGUAGCACUUUUCUGCUUAAGAGCUAUCUUAAUUUAAAAAAAAUUUACAUGUGUGAUGAUCAUGACUAAUGUUUACAUUUUCUGAUACAUAUCCAUUUGAAAUAUCAAAUACAAACAUCUUUAAAGCCAAAAAGCAUUUCACCUAAGCAUGACCAGGCCACCAUUAUGCUUAUCUGUGAGGAGAGUAUGUUCAGUAGCAAGAUUUUUAAAAACAUCUUUUGUUUGUUUCAAUGUAUUUAAAAGCUUCUUAAUUGUACUGUAACGCAAGCCAAGUUAAAGCUGAUCAUUAAAAAGUGCUAUAUAAAUUUAA